Amaranthus tricolor (Joseph's coat) is the source of this 2669-nucleotide messenger RNA. RefSeq lists its product as uncharacterized. The transcript is spliced from 8 exons. NCBI's taxonomy places the organism in Eukaryota, Viridiplantae, Streptophyta, Magnoliopsida, Caryophyllales, Amaranthaceae. Gene Ontology annotation, cellular component: ribosome. Gene Ontology annotation, molecular function: 5S rRNA binding; structural constituent of ribosome. The record is from RefSeq and is a predicted model, not a curated record. Gene Ontology annotation, biological process: translation. The coding region runs from base 1966 to 2577 and encodes 203 amino acids.
AUACCCAAAUCAGAAACUUUUUUUCCCCAAUUCCCAAUUCCCUUCCCGUCCCCUUCUCCUAAACCGACAUUCCCUUUCCCCAUUUCCCUUCCUUCUCCUUCCUUCUCAUUCCGUCACUUUUCAUCAUCAUUUUCAAACCCUUUGCAUCCUCAAGACCUUCGAAACCCAUGCGCUUAUCCCGCCGUCCCUUGUCUUUGAUUUUCAAAGAAAUUGGGUUCUUCUUCCUCUAAAUUUCGAAAGGCUGUGUGAAAUCAAAGUAGCAUCGAAAUCCUUUCCCUUUGUCUUUGAUUUCUGCCGAGUUAGGGGAGAAGGAGUGAGCUUCAAUCUCGUGAUUAAACAUCCAAUUCAAACCGUGAAUCAAGCAUUAAGUCCGUUUUCCUCCUCGUUUCUGGUAGCUGAACAGAAGGUUAAUGAAUUUCUCAAGUAAAUGCUAGUUGUUCAAGGUGGUUUUGACGAUGAUGAUGACAAGUAAUUGAGUAAAGUGAUGCUCUUAGAUGAUAUAUUAGAUGUUUGUUGAUUUGAGAACUUGUUAUGGGUAUUAUGUUGAUUGAUAGAUUUAGGUGAAGUUGAGAUUAAUCAUUUUGAUUGUGGAUACUCGUCAAGAGCUAAUUGUUAGAUGAUUGAAUAUUUUAGAUGGAUUAUUAAUUCUUUAUGAGCAAUAGCGAUUGUGGCUGGAAUGUUUACUUCCAGUUUAAUAAGAUGUAAAUAGUGAAUUUGUAACACCCCGAGAUUUUAAUAAUGAAAUUAUUUAAUAUUUUAAUAACUUUUAAAGAUUUUACAUUUAUAUUAAAUUAUUUCUGAAUUAGUUUAAUAAAUUUCUUGCAUACAUGAAUGUAAAUGUUAACUUAUAUAUAUAUAUAUUAAAAAUAUAGUUACGAUUUCUUAAAUAAAGAGGUUCGAAUCAAAAUAAUUAUUUUAUUAAUAUGUGUGAGUACACAAAGGCGAGUCUCUUAGUUGAGUCUCGCAAGAAAAUAAACAGAGAUAAAAAUAAAUAAAUAUAUAAACUUAAUAAUAAUAAUAAUAAUAAUAAUAAUAAUAAUAAUAAUAAUAAUAAUAAUAAUAAUAAUAAUAAUGAUAUAGCAACGAGUAUAAAAAAAAAACCCAUGAAACCCUAAAAACAAAAGCUGGGCCGUCAUUUCCCUUCUCCUUCUUUCUCCCUUCUCUGCGCUGCUCCGUCUUUCUCUCUUCUCUGCGCUGCUCCGUCUUUCUCUCUUCUCUGCGCUGCUCCUUCCUCGACCAGCAGCAGCCGCCGUCCCUUCGCGCAACCAGUGCAGCCGCCUCGUUUCCCUCGCAAGCAGCAGCAGCAAGGGCUGCGUUUCUUCUCGCAAACAGCAGCAGCCAGCACCUAGGCCGCCACCUGCUCCACGCCUGCUGCCGCCACGACCGCCAGCCUUGUCCUCCCUUUUCUGCCGAGGAGGCUGCCGCCACCAAUAAGGCCCACGGCCCAACUGCGUGGGUCCAUCACCACCACCUAGUCUUCAUCCUUUUGUUAGUCCCAUCUUUGUGCCCAUUUCGUAAGAGGAAAGUAGAGCCUUAGUUGAGGUGAUUUUGUGACUUUUGAUCGUGCAGUGACGCUUGCAGCAGGAGGAUCAUAGACAAGCGUAGCAGGAGACGACGUCAUCGAAGAACCCUUCUAGUUGAUAGCUGGAUUCGUUACCUUGAAGCGACAUCGUCGCCUGAUUACAGAUCAGAACCGGUCGGGAAUGAUGGGUUAGCGGUGUUGAAUAGCGUUCCAAGGAUGUAUAUUAAGCUGAGCACGUAGGAAUUUGUAGAUUUGUAUUAGGAUUUUGGAUAAAUAUAUAUUUGUUUUGGCUAUGCUGGUUAUAUAGGACUUGUAGAGAAUUGUAUGAUUGUCUUGUGUUUUAGUUAGAUAUUGAUUUUGGGAUUUAGCUGAGUUAGUCACGUUGAAGAGCUUGUGACCCCUUUUGCUUGAGUUUUGGAAGUGUGAUUUCAGUUUCUUGUGAAAUGAACCCAGUGAUGACCCUGUUUACGCAGUCAGCGGAAUUACUGUUAAAGAAGAAGAUGGCUUGUAGCAUAUCAUCUUCUGCAUUUCUUAUAUCGUCAGACUUGUUUGGAGCUCGAAAGAAUAAGCCCACCUCAUUAUCAUGGUCUUCUUCAUUUCCUCAAUUCAAUCUUUCUCUCAAUUCCAAAACUAAUUUGUCAAAUUCUACACCCAAACAGGAUUUUGUUGUUCAAGCAGCUUGGACUCGGAGAUCUCGAGGAGAACCAAGGAAAACCGAUAGGAAAUCAUGGAAGCAACAGACUGAUAUGUUCAUGAGACCUUUUCUGCUAAAUGUAUUCUUCUCGAAGCGAUUUAUUCAUGCCAAAGUGAUGCACCGUGGAACCAGCAAAGUGAUAUCUGUUGCAACCACGAAUGCUAAGGAUUUAAGAACUACCUUGACAUCCCUUAUUGAUAAUAAUGCAUGCAGAGUGGUAGGUAAGCUCAUUGCUGAGAGAUCAAAAGAAGCAGAUGUAUAUGCCCUGGCCUAUGAGCCUCGGAAAGAUGAGCGCAUUGAGGGAAAGCUUGGCAUCGUCCUUGAUACCAUUAGAGAAAAUGGAAUAAUUUUUGUAGAUUAAUCUCACAUUUUUGUGUUAUGGUGAAGAUUGUGUAGAGUGAAAUUGUGAUUUUACUAUUUAGUGCUGCAUUGCUUAAGCUACUUUCAUGCUUA